AUGCUACUACCGAGCCUCGGCUCUAUCGAUAUUAUCAUCUUGCCGAAGGCAUGGUCUCAUCAAUAUGCUGAGAAGCAGAAGUUCUUUCGACAACCUGCCAUCAUGGUCGGCACAAGCAGAUUUCCUGGGUCUGAGAUCAGAAAAUCUUCGCUGAAAGUACUUACCCGAGAGCGCAGCGCCGGUCUGACCACCGAAAUCGCCGAGCUGACCACCGCGUGCAAAUAG
Pseudocercospora fijiensis CIRAD86 is the source of this 225-nucleotide messenger RNA. RefSeq lists its product as uncharacterized. The transcript is spliced from 3 exons. The record is from RefSeq and is a predicted model, not a curated record. Lineage: Eukaryota; Fungi; Ascomycota; Dothideomycetes; Mycosphaerellales; Mycosphaerellaceae. The coding region runs from base 1 to 225 and encodes 74 amino acids.